Puntigrus tetrazona (Sumatra barb) is the source of this 3590-nucleotide messenger RNA. It is a transcript of the gene trappc9, whose product is annotated as trafficking protein particle complex subunit 9. The record is from RefSeq and is a predicted model, not a curated record. The transcript is spliced from 23 exons. Gene Ontology annotation, cellular component: trans-Golgi network. Bases 74 to 3502 code for a protein of 1142 amino acids. Lineage: Eukaryota; Metazoa; Chordata; Actinopteri; Cypriniformes; Cyprinidae.
GACAGACUGUAGCAGAAGAAGAAGAAGCAGCAGCAGCGUAGACAGGAAGAGCGGUUAGUGGCUGUAUGCCGACAUGAGCGUCCCAGACUACAUGCAGUGCGCCGAGGACCAUCAGACGGUCCUGGUGGUGGUCCAGCCCAUGGGCAUCGUCCCGGAGGACCAGUUCUUCCGCAUCUACAAACGCAUCGCUAGCGUGAGCCAGGUCAGCAUACGGGACUCCCAGCGCGUCCUCUUCAUCCGAUACCGCCACCAUUACCCCCCCGAGAACAACGAGUGGGGCGACUUUCAGACGCACCGCAAAGUGGUGGGUCUGAUCUCGGUGACCGGCUGCGCGGCGGCCAAAGAGUGGCCGCAGACGUCCGAGCGCUUCCACGGCCAGAAGGAGGUGUUCGGCUCCACGCUGUACGACUCGCGGCUGCUGGUGUUCGGGCUGCAGGGGGAGGUGCCGGAGCAGCAGCGGACCGAUGUGGCGUUCUACCCCAGCUACGACGACUGUCCCGAUGUGGAGAAGCGGGUGGAGGAUUUCGUGGAGUCUAUAUUUAUCGUCCUGGAGUCGAAAAGGCUGGACAGGGCAACGGAUAAAUCCGGCGAUAAGAUACAACUGCUGUGUGUGCCGUUCGAGAAGAAGGACUUUGUGGGCUUGGACACAGACAGCAGGCACUACAAGAAACGCUGUCAGGGCCGCAUGAGGAAGCACGUCGGGGAUCUGUGUUUACAGGCAGGCAUGCUGCAGGACGCCCUCGUACAUUAUCACAUGGCUGUAGAGCUCCUGAGGUCUGUCAAUGACUUCCUGUGGCUGGGAGCUGCUUUGGAGGGGUUGUGUUCUGCGUCCGUCAUCUUCCAUUACCCAGGAGGCACUGCGGGGAAGAGCGGAGCCCGCAAACCUGGCGUCUCCUCUGCUGCCGACGCUGGAAAGAGACACAGACCCGGCGCUCAAGAAGUUCUCAUUGAUCCAGGUGCUCUGACGACCAACGGCAUCAGUGCAGACACAAGCACUGAGAUCGGCCGCACCAAGAACUGCCUGAGUCAGGAGGACAUCAUCGAGAAAUACAAGGAGGCCAUCUCUUACUACGGCAAGUAUAAGAGUGCAGGAGUGAUUGAACUGGAGGCCUGUAUUAAGGCUGUGAGAGUGUUAGCCAUUCAGAAACGUGCCAUGGAGGCUUCUGAAUUCCUGCAGAACGCUGUAUACAUCAAUCUAGGCCAGCUGUCAGAAGAAGAGAAGAUCCAGCGUUACAGUGUGCUAUCGGAGCUCUAUGAGCUCAUCGGCUUCCACCGGAAAUCGGCGUUCUUCAAGCGCGUCGCAGCCAUGCAGUGCGUGGCGCCCACCAUCCCAGAACCGGGCUGGAAGGCCUGUUACAAGCUCCUGCUGGAGACCCUGCCGGGAUACAGCCUCUCUCUAGACCCCAAAGACUUCAGCAAAGGGACUCAUCGCGGGUGGGCGGCAGUACAGUUACGGUUGCUUCAUGAGCUGGUUUAUGCAUCUCGUCGUAUGGGGAACCCAGGACUGUCUGUCAGACAUCUCUCUUUCCUGCUGCAGACCAUGCUGGACUUCCUCUCUGACCAGGAGAAGAAAGAAGUGACCCAGAGUCUGGAAAACUAUACGUCAAAGUGUCCGGGUGGAAUGGAGGUCAUCAGCCUCCCCGACGGACUCAAACUCCCCCCUGUUCCCUUCACCAAACUGCCCAUCGUCAGAUCCGUCUCUCUGUUAAACCUGCCGGUGAGUCUCCGUCCUCAUAAGGUGAAAGGCCUUCUGGGACAGGGCAUGUCCAGCGCCAGCCCAUUCAUCUAUUCUCCAAUCACGAUGCACAGCAGAGGAGACGAGCGCUCGAAGAAGAUCGAUUUCCAGUGGGUGCAGGGCGACGUGUGUGAGGUGCAGUUAAUGGUCUAUAAUCCGAUGCCAUUUGAGCUGCGGGUCGAAAACAUGGGUCUGUUGACAUCAGGUGUAGAUUUUGAGUCUCUUCCUGCUGCUCUGUCUCUGCCAGCCGAGUCUGGUCUGUAUCCGGUUACUCUGGUUGGAGUUCCUCGCACCGCAGGCAACAUCACAAUCAACGGGUAUCACACGUCCGUGUUUGGGGUGAGCAGCGACUGUCUUCUGGAGGGUCUGGUGGGGGUGAAGAGCAGCGGCUGCAUGGUGGAGGUGGUGCCGUCGCUCCCACGGCUGCAGCUCUGCACGUCCUUACCCAGGUCAGCUCAUCAGUCCAGUGAAGACCUGUCCACCAGCGUGUCUCUGCAGCUGUUUAACGGAGAAACGCAGCAGCUGACCAUCACUCUUGAGAAUAUCGGCACAGAGACGCUGAAUACCCUGGAGCUGACGGCUAAAACCCUCAGCACUAAAGAGAAGCUGUUCGGUGAGUUCUUGACCUGGGACCUGCAGGACGCUCUGUCCCACCUGCCUCUGAAAUCCGGUCAAUCCGUCUCCAUCCCUGUCAACAUCAGCUCCAAACUGGACUUCUCCGGUCAGGAGAACCUGUUACACGACCUGAACGACGAUGGUAUCAGUGUAACGGGUCUGCCCGUCUCCAGCCCGCUGCGGCAGGUCCUAAAGCCACGUGCUGAAAAUAAAGCAGUCGGCUCCGACGCCAGCAAGAACGAAUUCAAUCACAUCAAGACGCUGGAGGCUGUGUUGACCUUUAAAUACAGCGGAGGAGCCGGUCAGGUGGAGGGCUACUACCGCGAGCUCAGUCUGGGGGUCAGAGUGGAUGUUGAACCUUCAGUUUUCUUCACACGAGUCAGCACUUUACCUGCCACCAGUACUCGUCAAUGUCAUCUCCUGCUGGAUGUGUUCAACUCAACCGAACAUGAGCUCACGCUGUCUGCCAAGAACAACCAGGACCUGGUGCUGCACGCCAGCGAGUGUCAGAGGAUGGCCAUUCAGGUGGAUAAGUUUGAUUUUGACAGCAUGCCUGUGAUGGACCAUGAUGCACUGCGACUGGCUACGGUGAGGCAGCAGGAAGAGAAGAGACAGCAGGUCCAGGGAGGACUCAUCAACAGCACUCUGGACAUCCACUGGACCAUCUCGUCUCUUCAGCGUCACGGGGAGGCCAGCGUGGAGGGCGUCCUCAACCAGCUCAUACUAGAACAUCUGCAGCUGGCUCCUCUACAGUGGGAUGUUGUGGUGAAUGGAAAGCCGUGUGACUGUGACGUGAUCGCUGACUGCAGGGUCGGAGACGCUGUGCCGUUAGAGGUGAAACUGACCAACCGCAGCAAGAGCGCCGUCGGACCGUUCUCUCUGACCGUCGUUCCCUUCCAAGACUAUCAGAACGGAGUCCAAAACUACGAGCUGCAGGAUUCUGUCACGUUCAUCGGCUCCAACACCUUCUACAUCGGCACGGUGAACCCUACAGAGAACUCGGUGUGUGUGGGAGCCCUGCUCUUCUUAUACACCGGUGAUUUCUAUCUGAACAUCAAGUUCCAAGAUGACAGCACGGCCCGCGACCUGCCGCCCGCCUGGUUCUGUCUGCCCAGCGUCCACAUCAAAGCCCAGGAGCCAGUCCAACUCUGAACUCUGACCUUUGACCUGACGGACUCAAUAGGCUUUUGUAAAGGACCUGAGGGAGUUCUGCCGGGGUUUUUUUUUUUUUUUAGACAAC